CUUAUUGUCGGGUUGCCUCUGGUGUGUGUAACUUACGCUACCAUGAACUUCCUACCUUGGGGGACGUUGUUCUUCAGCAUCCUUUGGGCCUCCGUGGUAGCUGCCAUUCCAUCACGAACCAUUGAUACAAGGGCUUCCAGUCCCUAUGUAAGCACCAGUGGCUCUGGCUUUGUGGUGAACGGAAGUUCAUUGAAGUACAUCGGUACUAAUGUUUAUUGGCUACCUACGCUAAACACGAACGAGGAUAUACGGAACACGCUGGCAAACAUAUCAGCUCUUGGCAUCAAGGUCGUCAGAUUAUGGGCAUUCAAUGAUGUGGCCACCAUCCCCGCGGAUGGCACUUGGUUACAGCUUAUUCAGAAUGGCACCGUUUCCGUCAACGAUGGGCCAAACGGCCUACAGAAGCUUGACACAGUCAUUCAAUUGGCUGAAGAGCAAGGCCUAUAUGUCAUUCUAUCUCUUACGAACAACUGGGACCCUGUGCCACUCUCGAACGACACUCGUCUUCGCAAUUAUCUAUCUAACAACUACGGUGGCAUGGAUACAUAUGUUCGCCAAUUCGGCCUCCAAACUCAUGACCAGUUCUAUACGAAUCCGUCAGUAUUAACGUCUUUCCUGAAUUAUACGACGCAAGUGGUCUCCCGCUACGUGAACAGUCCAUCAGUCUUCAGUUAUGAAUUGGCUAAUGACGCCAGGUGCAACUCUACCUUGCCAGCAUCUGCUACCUGCACGACAGAAACGAUCACGGCCUGGCAUGCGACGGUAGCUGCGCACAUCCGUAGCAUUGAUCCAAACCACCUCAUCUCUUCGGGUGUCGGAGGAUAUCUGUGUCCAGAUUGUCCAAAAUUAUAUCCCCUGACAGCACCAGCACCUCCUGUAACAUCGCCGGCUCCCGGGAAAAAGAAGCGCAGCCAGGCAAAACCCGUGACCAAGAAGCAAAUCCUUCGAGAAGAAUCUGAGAGGAGACGCCGCAACAGAGAAGUUGCGAAGCGUGCGGGGACUCUGGUGGAAGACGGUGUACGAGUAAGAGGACGAUGGGUUUCGACAUCUACCAAGAGGCAACAGAGUUCGACUUCGGGGUCACUGUAUGACGGUUCAUAUGGCGUCGACAGUCAAGACAUCUCGAACAUUCCAGACAUUGGGUUCUCUUCCUUCCAGCUAUUCCCCGACCAGCAAUCAUACGGUCCUGAUGACCCGAAUAUUCCGUCUUGGCAAAACAUAGAGCAAAACGGUGCCCAGUGGAUCACCACUCAGGCCCAGAGUGCUGCUGCCGUCGGGAAACCUGCGGUGCUCACUGCCUUUGGUCUAGUUACGCAAGCCAAUGCUCCUGACUUCGUGCCAUUCAACUCUACGGUUGCUCCAUUUGCUUCUGAAAAUCUUGCGAAGCGACAAUCCACGCUUGGCUAUGGUGUGACCGACCAACAGCAAGCAACAACUUACACGACAUGGCUUGAUACUGGUAUUGCUUCGGGACUCAACGGCAUAGUGCAGUACCAGUGGGGUCAGUCCGGCCUUACAGCUGAACCGGGUACUACUAUCGAUCCCCCUACUACCACUGGAGAGUCGCCUACGCCGAGUAGCCCAGGAGAGACACCCACUCCCCAACAAACCACUGGCUCCUCCCCCAAUGAUGGUUACGCUAUUACCGGCUCCAAUACUGUUCAGCAAAUCCUUGGGAACUCGGCCCAAUCCAUUGCGGCGGACUGAAAGACACUUGACGUUAUGUUUGAAUGAAUGCUAUAUUGACUCUCUUGGAUUCAACGGACAUACGGUAUUCUCUGUUGUACAAUCUGACAAUUCACGUUACCCUUCUUGGACAUCUGUGCGGACUUCCAGUACAGUUGUUUUUACAACAUGUAACUCUAGAUAAGCAUAUAUUUCGGUAGAACUUUUUUUCGUGACGUAUUAAAUCUGAUAUAUUGUGGAGACUCUAUGGUAUCAGCCAGUAAUAAUUGUAGAAUCGGUUUGCAGUUUCAAUUGAGUCA
Molecule: messenger RNA, 1985 nt
Organism: Suillus discolor
Lineage: Eukaryota; Fungi; Basidiomycota; Agaricomycetes; Boletales; Suillaceae
Product: glycoside hydrolase family 5 protein
Exons: 10
Coding region: 43-1707 (554 amino acids)
Molecular function (GO): hydrolase activity, hydrolyzing O-glycosyl compounds
Source: RefSeq, a predicted model, not a curated record